AUGUCUAAUAAUGUAACCUUUAAUUCGUUUCCUCCUGCUUUAGAACGGACAUUUCUACAUUUUUUAAGAACAUUUAAAACUGAAGAAGGUGUGCCUAAAUAUGUGAGACAAGUUGAACAAUUAUUAUCAUCCAGAUUAACAAAAACUGUUUACAUUGAUGUAAAUGAUAUUUUAAAUUUUUCUAUUGAAGGUGACAAAUCAAGAAAUGAUUCUAAUCUAGAAGAAAGAAAUAAUAAUGGAUUCAUUAGUGGGCCAACUAUGUUACUUGCAUUAACUGAACAAUAUGGCGAAUAUAAACAAUCAAUAGAUAACUUAGUAACUAGCUUUUGUAAAAGUUUUACUAUAGGAGAUGAAAGAGGAGGUGGGAGAUUAGAUCCAGGUGUUGGAGGUUAUACUGCUUCUUUUUAUGGUUUAAGAUGGAUAGAAAGUUUAAGAACAUUAAGAUGUGAGAAGCUUGGAAAGCUUUCUAGCUUAAGAGGAACUAUAACAAGAACAUCUGAUGUGCGUCCUGAGUUACUUAAAGCUUGUUUUGAAUGUGAAAUAUGUGGAUGUAUUGUAGAUAAUGUGGUACAACAAUUUGUUUAUUCUUUACCUUCAAUUUGUCCUACUAAAGGAUGCGGAAAUAGAACUGCUUGGCAGCUUAGAUUGGAGAAUUCUGAUUUUGGUGACUGGCAAAAGCUUAGAAUUCAGGAACAUGCAACUGAAAUUCCUCCAGGGUCAAUGCCAAGGUCUAUGAAUGUAAUUUUAAGAGGAGAUUUUGUUGAUAAGUGUAAACCAGGAGAUAAAGUUAUCUUGACUGGAAUGUUAAUUGUUGCUCCUGAUGUACCUUCUCUAAUGAAACCUGGAGAAAUACCUUCAAGUGUAUAUAAGGACAAAAGCAGAGGUCAAAACGAAUCUUAUAACUCAGGGGUUAGUGGACUUAAGUCUUUGGGAGUAAGGGACUUAGCCUACCGUCUCUGUUUCCUAGCUUGUCACAUUGAAGUUGUUAAUGCUAUUGCUUCUAGCGAUGAUGGACGUAUUAUUGAACAAAUUAAUCACCAGCAUCAAAAUCAAAGUAUAGAAAAUAAUAAUGAAUUGAAUGAUGGUGAAAUGAGAUUGAAUGAAGAUUUGGAAACAAAUACAAACGAGAUUAUUGAUCAUUUAAAGGUUUUGAAUGUUCAGGAAACUUCACUAAGAAAGUUUCUCGAAAUUUCUCAACAUCCUAAUGGUAUUAAUAUGCUUGCCACAUAUGUUGCACCACAUGUAUAUGGUUAUUCUCAAUUAAAGAAAGGAAUCUUACUUUUAUUGGUUGGUGGAGUAGAGAAAAGAACUAAAGAUAAUAUUAAGUUAAGAGGAGACAUCAAUGUUUGUAUUGUAGGAGAUCCAUCAACUGCAAAAAGUCAGAUUUUAAGAUUUGUUAAUGAAUUCUCAACAAGAACUGUUUAUACAUCUGGUAAAAGCUCAACAGCUGCAGGUUUGACUGCAUCUAUUCAUAGAGAUCCUGAUCAAGGUGACUUUGUUAUUGAAGCUGGAGCUUUAAUGCUUGCUGAUAAAGGUAUUUGUUGUAUUGAUGAAUUUGAUAAAAUGGAUGAAAAAGAUGUUGUAGCUAUUCAUGAAGCUAUGGAACAGCAAACUAUAUCAAUUACUAAAGCAGGAGUUUUAGCAACACUAAAUGCAAGAGCUUCAGUUCUGGCAGCUUGUAGUCCAGUAGGAGGUAGAUAUAAUCCUUCUAAGACUCUUUCUCAGAAUGUUAAGAUCUCUGCUCCUAUUUUGUCCAGAUUUGAUCUCUUCUUUGUAAUGAUUGAUGAUCCAGAAGACGUUUAUGACGAGGUAUUAGCAUCAUUUAUUGUUGGAUUACAUUCCAAAGCAACAGAAAAAACAGGAAAAGAAACUAUUCAUGAUAAUCAAUCUGAUUAUAAUAGUGAGAAUACAUUUAAUCAAAAACAGUUUGCUGAUCAUCUCAAUUUCUCGGAUUCAAAUAACCUUCAACUUACCAAGAGCGAGCUUAACCAGUACAUAGCUUAUGCAAAAACCUUUAAGCCUUGCAUAACUCCAGCUGCAAAGACCAUCCUUGUGAGAACUUACAAAGCUCUCAGAAUGGGUGAUGCUACUUCUGGAGCUAAAGCAAUGAGAAUUACUGUUAGACAACUUGAGAGUCUGAUUCGACUUUCUGAAGCUGUUGCAAAACUUAGAUUUUCUUACUUAGUUACUCCAGAGCAUGUAGAAGAAGCUUGUCAAAUUUUUAAGAGUUCAUUAAGCAAGAUCAGAUACAAUGAUAUAGAUUUAGGUGAGAUGGAUGAUUAUGAUGAAGAAGAAGAAAAUGAUUUGGAAGAUAUAAAACAAACAGAAAAGGAUGGAAAGAUUCGCAAAACCAAGAUAGGAAAAAAUGAACAUGACGAAAACUCUGAGACAGAAGAUAUUGAAAUGAUACAAGAAUCAAAGAAUGAAAAGUCUUCAUCUAAGAAUAAAAAGAAGGCAAAUGUAACAAUAGGAUAUAAUGAAUACUUCCAAAUAGCUAGGAGAUUUGUGGACAAGCUUCAGAACUGUGAGAAUUCCGAAAUCUCAAUAACAGAUUUAAUAGCAUGGCAUAUUUCAGAGUAUGACCAUCCAGAGAGCGAGGAGGAACUUGGUGAAUUAGAAGAAAAGUACCAUAGAGCAAUCCAAAGAAUGAUUCACAGGGAUAUGAUUUUGUAUAUAUCUUUCCAAGAGGAGAUAUCUAGUCAGAGGAAUGACCAAGAUAAUACUCAGGAAGAAGAAAACGAGGCUAUCUUAAUGGCCUAUGUUAAGGUACACCCUAACUACAAUGUAAAUGAUACCAUUACAUUACCUCAGCCAUCGUCAGGAAAUAAACCUCUUACGAGACAUGCAGACUUUGGGUACCGUACAUUCCAAAAUACGGAAGAGGCUAAUGAAUUAUCUAGAGAUUCACAAAAAGUUGAGGAUGAUAUUUUGAACUUGGAUGGGAAUUUGGAGCCUGAAGACUUUUUACCAGAAAUAAAAGAUUCCCAGCUCAAAGAGUAUCAAAUUGAUAGAAGACUAGAAGAGAACGAUGAUGAUGAUGAUGAUGACGAUGAUGAAGAAGACGAGGAAGUAGAUGACGGAGCAUCGAAUAGAAUCUAA
This is a messenger RNA of Cryptosporidium ubiquitum, 3099 nucleotides long. RefSeq names its product DNA replication licensing factor MCM6-like AAA ATPase. Gene Ontology annotation, molecular function: single-stranded DNA binding; single-stranded 3'-5' DNA helicase activity; ATP binding. NCBI's taxonomy places the organism in Eukaryota, Apicomplexa, Conoidasida, Eucoccidiorida, Cryptosporidiidae. The coding region runs from base 1 to 3099 and encodes 1032 amino acids. Gene Ontology annotation, cellular component: nucleus; MCM complex. Gene Ontology annotation, biological process: DNA replication initiation; mitotic DNA replication; double-strand break repair via break-induced replication. The transcript has a single exon. The record is from RefSeq and is a predicted model, not a curated record.